AUGAUUCUAAUUCUCACAGUUUUCUCGGCAUUUCUUUUUGUGUUUUAUCAUAUCUACUGGAAGAGACGAGGUUUACCACCAGGUCCAACUCCAUUGCCAUUCAUCGGUAAUCUCUUCACUCUGUUCUUCUAUGAACCGGGAUAUGAAGCAUUUCGACUAUGGUCAAAAAAGUAUGGACGUUGCUUUACGUUUUGGAUGGUAAACAGACCUGCCGUUGUUGUGACAGAUUAUGAGCUUCUGAAGGAAACACUAGUCAGAAAUGGAUCCGCUUAUACAGGCCGAUUGGCAGUACCCUAUUCGCGAGCAUUGAGAGGUGGCGAUUAUGGCAUCACAGAGACAACUGGAGAGCUUUGGCAACAACAGAGACGAUUUGUUUUGCAUGUACUUAGGGAAUUUGGCAUGGGGAAAAAUCUGAUGGAAGAGAGGGUUUUGACGGAAGUGGCUGAUUUUUUGGAGCAAUGUAGAAGAAAUGUCGGCCAAGAAUUCGACCUUCGUCAGAAUUUUCACGCUGCCAUCGGCUCCAUCAUUAACAGCAUUUUAUUCGGAUUUCGCUUUGAUGAGAACAACAUGCAUUUGUUCCUACGCCUAAAAGGAGCAAUGGACAAACUUAUGGAAAUUUUUGCACGACCAGAUUUCGUGCUUUGGAUGUUCUACCCGAUUCUGAAAUAUUUUCCCUAUUUCCGCAACUUCAACAAAGCAACAGGAGUGAUCGAAACUGACAAGUUGCUUUCUGCUAUGAUCAACUCACAGAUAGAAGAGCACAAAGCAGAAAUAGAUUUCGAAAGCGAGAAAAGCACUGACUUUGUGGAAGCAUUUUUGAAAGAACAGAAACGUCAUGAGGAUGAACCCGAUUUUGGAGGAUUUUCAAUGAAUCAACUGCGGAACGUUUGCCUGGAUCUCUGGUUUGCCGGUAUGGAAACAACAUCGAACACGCUCUAUUGGGGAGUUCUUUACGUACUUUUGGACCCUGAAGUGCAGAAGAACAUCCAUGAAGAGCUAGAUCGAAAGAUUGGAUAUCCACGACUGAUCACCAUUGCCGAUCGAAGUUCGCUUCAUUAUAUGAAUGCAGUGAUAAAUGAAGUUCAACGUCUGGCCAACCUCCUUCCACUGAACGUAUUCCAUGAGACUACCGAAGAUGUGGUUAUUGAUGGCUACCAUAUACCUGCUGGAACUCUUUUUCUACCCCAAAUCUCCAACGUCAUGUACGAUGAAAAGGUGUUCCCAGAACCAUGCAAAUUCGACCCUAAGAGGCAUUUAACAGCUGAGGGAGCUUUCAUGAAGAUCGAUGAGGUCGUGCCGUUCUCUAUGGGAAAGAGACAAUGUGCUGGCGAAGGACUAGCAAGAAUGGAACUAUUUUUGUUCUUAGCAAAUCUAUACAAUCAUUUUGAGGUGUCACAAUAUGGCGAUGAGAUCCCAUCAACGAAGAAACGCUUUGGAAGCACAGUUUCAGCGGAAGAUUUUUCUGUGGUUCUUCGAGAGCGAUUCUGA
Cylicocyclus nassatus is the source of this 1488-nucleotide messenger RNA. The record is from the annotation of a GenBank genome assembly. Lineage: Eukaryota; Metazoa; Nematoda; Chromadorea; Rhabditida; Strongylidae.